AUGUAAAAUAGAAAUAUAAUAAUCUUUUCACCUAACUAAUAGGAGCUAUAAGAAAAUCAAUAAUGUAAGAAUAAUUUAUGAUUAUUACUUUAGCUAUUGAAAAUCACACUUAUUAAGCUUAAAGUAUAAAUGCAAUUUAAUACUAAUGUAAAAAUUAUAUUUAUCUUAUCAAGAUUAAAAUAUGUAACAACCUCAAAUAUAAAGAAUCAAGUUAGAAGAAGGUGUUCAAAAACAACCUCUAAUAAAAAUCAGAAAUGAUAUUUAAAUCAAUUUAGAGGUGAAAUAUUUAAGUGAUAACAGAGAUAAGGAUAUUUUUAAAAAAUUUUUUAAUCUGUGAGUGAUGACAUAAAUGCUAAUAAUUAGCAAUAUAAUCUAUAUCCUUAUAUCAAAGAUGAUCAAGUUAUUUUUUAAUUCUGGAAAUUUGAAUUUAAGGGCUAAGGAAAUUUUUAAGAUAGAUACAUUAGUGGUUUUAAUAUUAUUUGAUAAUAAUAGGUAUUUUGAAGUUGAAACCCGAUCAUCCAUUGAGUGCUCCAAUAUUCUAUUUUGAUCCUAUUCACACAGACUAAGGAGAUGAAGUAAUUUAGAAUGAAAGUGUUUAUGGAGGUACAAAAGAAUUAAAUAUUUUAAAGAUCAUUCUUUGUGCAUUCCUUUAUUUUCAUAUUGGAAGAAGACCACAAAAGAAUAAGAAAUAUUAUAAGCUAUUGAAUAGAAUUUUAAUAACCCUAGUUGGUCAUAAUCUGAUGUACCUGCAAACCCGUUGUUUGCUUAUCAAAGUGAAUAAGAAAAAUAAAAAAUCUAAAACAGACAAGCUCAAUUCUUACCAUUUUUUGAAAAAUAAAUAUGA
Molecule: messenger RNA, 844 nt
Organism: Paramecium pentaurelia
Lineage: Eukaryota; Ciliophora; Oligohymenophorea; Peniculida; Parameciidae
Source: the annotation of a GenBank genome assembly